GAGAGAGAGAGAGAAGGGGAGAGAGAGAGAGAGAGAGAACAUCUUUGCAAAAGAUCUAUCUACCUAGGGUUUCAAACUUGUUUGUAAAAGAUCUAUCUACCUAGGGUUUCAAACUUGUUUCCGGUAUGUUUGUCUACAGUAUCCUAAAUGUAUUAUUGAUCACUGUGUCAUAGGGUUCAUUCCUAAAAAUGGAAAGACAUGGAAGAGAAGUUUUGAAGAAAAGUCUACAAAAUUCUGUGUUCAAACUUCAACGCCAGCAGUAGGAUUACUUGUUUGAAGCAUUUCUAUUAAUGAAUUUACUCAGACUAACGGAUGAUUGCAACACAUAGAGGCUACAAAAUCGAACAAAAGUAGAUCAACUAAUUAAGCAUAUAUGGAGAGAAGUCAAGAAACCAAGUGUUCAAAGACAAGUUCGGAUUCGUAUCCGAAUGAGGAGGGAGAGGAAGAAAGCGAGUCAAAGGAAGUUCUGGAGUUGAAGGAUGGAGGAAGCUCUAGCAAUAGCACGAUAGAGGAGAGUGAUAAGAAGCCAUCUGUCCGACCUUAUGUCCGAUCUAAGAUGCCUAGACUCCGAUGGACUAAUGAUCUACAUCUUCGUUUUGUUCAGGCAAUCGAGAAGCUUGGUGGACAAGAAAGAGCGACUCCCAAACUGGUUCUUCAGUUGAUGAAUAUCAAAGGACUUCACAUCGCUCAUGUCAAAAGUCAUUUACAGAUGUAUAGAAGCAAGAAGAUCGAGGAUCCAAACCAAGUAGCUAAUCCAAGGAUUGAAGAUGGAGAUCGAAAUAUUUUCAACCUUAGCCAACUACCAAUGCUUCAAUGCUACAACCGAACAUAUGAUUCAGCCUUCAGAUAUGAAGAUCCACCGCCAUAUCGUCGUGAUUGGAUGCAUAACGCAUUGAGGGAGCAUUGCUCAUUUCAAAAAACAAAACCGAGAUUUUAUAACAUCGCUGAUAGAAUUCUUGCAAUAAACCAUGUGGAACAAGCAAAUCGUAGUAUGCAAAGUAAUCUCCAGCCUCCUCUUAAUGAAAAAUUUUCAUGGGAAGUUAAUGAUAAUUUUGGAUCAAGAAUCUGUGAGAAGAUGGACAUGUUGCCAAACCCUAACGAAAAACUCAAUCCAUUCAAGAUUCAAGAACAUCAAAAUAUCUCUCUAGAUUUAGAAAGUACAAGUCUUGAGAAGCAUAAAGGAACAAAGAGGAAGGCAUCUGAUCUGAGUCUUGAUUUAAAUCUGUCUCUUGGGGUCCAUUCUGAGAAAGGUGUGGAAGAAGGCGAUGACGAUGGAGAAGGAGAAGAACGUAAUUUAUCAUUGUCAUUGUAUUCACCAUAUUUCUCAAGAAACAGAAAAAAGUUAAUAACAGAAGAUGAUCAUAGCAAUGAUCAAAAAGCUAAAAGGGCAAGUACUCUGGAUCUGACUAUAUGAAUGAGACAAAUUCUAAGUGAGAUCUUGAGGUACUUGUUCUAGAGCAUGCACUUGUGAUUUUCCUCUUUCAUCAUCUUUUUAAAGUUAAAGAAAACCAUAUCUGCGCAUAUUAAUCU
Molecule: messenger RNA, 1530 nt
Organism: Lactuca sativa (garden lettuce)
Lineage: Eukaryota; Viridiplantae; Streptophyta; Magnoliopsida; Asterales; Asteraceae
Molecular function (GO): DNA binding; DNA-binding transcription factor activity
Source: RefSeq, a predicted model, not a curated record